AUGGGGUACGACCUAGUACGGGUGCGAAAGACAUAUAAAACGCUGAAAGCACUUGUCGACGAUUCGGAGAUGUUGCAAUACAUCAUCGGCCUCAGUUACUUCCAAAUGAUUCGAGUGGGGACAUCCGAAACGGGCGUACCACCAGCUACACGUCUCCGACAACUUAGACAGCAUGACGCUUUCAGCUUGUUAGUGGGGGGAACCGCAUCCACUUCACGACUGCCAUCCGCGUCUGAUUCUGGUGAUCUAUAUUGCUGGAGUCACCCUAUCAGUGGAGGGACGUUCGAGUACUUCACGUUCUGUGCUGCGCAAGAUCUACUUGUUGUAGUUACGUCCUCACAAGACGUGGUUGUGAUAAACCGGGGUCUGUUCAGGGAUUACUUACAAAUGUGGGACUGGAAAUCCAAGGAGGGCUACCAGUCAAAGCCCCCACAAUGCACCGCGAAACUCUCCUUACCUUCUCUCGUGGAUGACUUUUCAUACCAAGAAGUGUCUACGAGAGAAAAUCCAACUCCUGGCUCUGCGUUUCCCUAUCCUCGAAAGUCUCAUCACCAACCUUCAUGCUCAUUUCAUCCGACUACGAACGAUCAGCUUAUAACCAUCGAUGUCUACGUUAAUCGGGACAUGAAGCCAAAUAACUCGCACCUCUAUCGCUUCCUUGCCCUGUGUAGUGCCAUUCUGGAACUUGAAAGCUCGUUUUCCGAGACUUAUGGCCAACCCACCUUAAAUGGUCCCAAAUUGCUUUGGUCUAUUUGGGGGCCACAGCAUACGACAUGGUUUAAGAUUCGAGAGGACGAGGGCGACCUUUCACCCUAUGGUUUCCGCACAGUCCAGUCCAUGAACAAAAACCCUUCUGCCUUGUUAAACGAAUCUAGCCGGCUAUUUGAUACGACGAUCUCGCACCUGUUUACGGAACCGCUGGGGUCCGCACUGGCGUAUAGUGAGAUCGUUAGUGAGGAGCUGUUUGAUGGGGCGGAGGCUUUGAUCGAUGAAAAAAGGAUUCUGGUGCUGAAAAGAGACCUCUAUGAAGACCUGAAAAACAUCGAUGUAUUGCUAGGCGCUCCCAUUGCGGAUCGCGAGAUGCACCAGCUAGUCAUUUCAUCAUUUCACCUCUAG
Suillus paluster is the source of this 1116-nucleotide messenger RNA. RefSeq lists its product as uncharacterized. The record is from RefSeq and is a predicted model, not a curated record. The coding region runs from base 1 to 1116 and encodes 371 amino acids. NCBI's taxonomy places the organism in Eukaryota, Fungi, Basidiomycota, Agaricomycetes, Boletales, Suillaceae. The transcript is spliced from 9 exons.